AAGAUUUUUUGCAGUAACUUUUAUUGGAUCUAUUGUAUGGAUAGCAGCGUAUUCUUAUUUAAUGGUAUGGUGGGCGAACGUUGCUGGAGAUACCAUUCAACUUCCUCCUGAAGUUAUGGGAUUAACAUUUCUUGCUGCUGGGACAAGUAUUCCAGAUCUUAUAACAAGCGUGAUAGUUGCGAGAAAAGGAUUUGGUGAUAUGGCAGUUUCUAGUUCUGUUGGCAGUAAUAUUUUUGAUGUCACUGUUGGGCUUCCAGUACCAUGGCUUUUGUAUGGACUUAUUUAUGGAUCACCUGUGGAAGUUAAUUCUGUUGGGAUGGUUUGCAGCAUAGCAAUCUUAUUUUGCAUGCUUCUUUUUGUUAUUUUGAGUAUAGCGUUUUUCAAAUGGCGUAUGAACAAAGGCUUAGGAUUUACAAUGUUUCUUUUAUACUUUGUUUUUGUCACAGUUUCAUUGAUGUUUGAGUACGGAAUAAUUAUUUGUCCUGUAUAA
Molecule: messenger RNA, 490 nt
Organism: Copidosoma floridanum
Lineage: Eukaryota; Metazoa; Arthropoda; Insecta; Hymenoptera; Encyrtidae
Gene: Nckx30C
Product: solute carrier family 24 member Nckx30C
Biological process (GO): intracellular calcium ion homeostasis; calcium ion transmembrane transport
Cellular component (GO): plasma membrane
Molecular function (GO): calcium channel activity; calcium, potassium:sodium antiporter activity
Source: RefSeq, a predicted model, not a curated record